AUGAAAGUGGAAGCCGAGGAGAGGGACUGAGGGAGACCUCUCUUCUUGCAGUUGCAGCUGGCUCUUCUUUCCUUUCCUUUCCAUCUCUUUCUCUUUGUCUUUCCUUUUCCGAGUUAAUUGUUUCCCUCUUCCCGCAUCUCUUGCCUCAUCUCUCUCCAGUUAUUUUUCACUCUCUCUUCCCCCUUGUUUUCAGUGUGUAGGUGGUUUUCUAGCUUGAUUUUCUUUUCCCAUUUCCCUCUUUGUGCCUCGUUAAUUCUUCACCUGGAUUUUCUACCCUCAAAAGAGUUCCACCUGAGCACUGACUCCUGUGUGGUCUUGGAUCAUGUCUGCUGCAUCAAUGUGAAGCCUUUUUUUCUGGGAUCGCACAACCAUACAAUAAAUUUCUUUCUCACAGGUGUUAGGUGGGACAUUAGAUUUGUGUUGUGAGAGCUCUGUAGUUACUGCAUGGAGAAUGCUAAAACCCCUGAUAAAACCCUAGAGGCCGAGAACCCAGAUGGGAAAACCCUGAAAGCUGGAAACUUUAAGACCAUGGAGUUGUUGGGCCAAGCUACUGGCUCUUGUCCUGAGAAAUGCGGUGCUGUGGAGUCUCAGUCGGAGGCGCUGCCAGAAGGAAAUGGUGAAAAAUUGAUUGUAGGAAAUGGUGUCUGUGAAGGAGAGGAAUUUGAAAGUGGUGAUCUGACCUCCGUGGUUGUUCCCCAAGUGGUUAAUGGUGGUCAUGCUCUUGAAGUUGAAAAGGUCUCGUCUUUAAGAGAUUGCGCUGAUGGGGAAUUUGAGAGUGAGGAGCAUUCGAGGGAUAGAGUUUUGCAGAAGGAGGAUGAUUCUCUGGCCAGUGAUGGAGUGGAUACAGGUAGGAAUGUGAAUGUUUCAGUCAAUAACAUAUCACUGUAUGUGGAGCUUCCUGGCCCUCUUGAUCAAACUGGUUACCCCAAAGAUAUGAAUUGUGUUGGUUCGACCAAGGAUUUGGCAAAGAAAGAGUGUGAAAAAGAGCCAAUUGAGCGGUUCUGUGUAGGGGAUGUAGUGUGGGUUAGAACGAAAAACCAGUCUUGGAGGCCAGGAAAGAUUUGUGGCGACUCUAAUGCAACGAUUUGUUCUAAAGAAGGUCAGCGGAUCAACUGCCAUGUAGUUCAGUAUUUUGGGGCUAGCCAUGUCACUUGGUGCCCACCAUCUGACCUAAGGCAUUUCCAUGACAAUUUUGAUCAAAUGGUAGAGGGAAACAAGGGUAGAAACUUAACUGGAGCAGUAGAGAAAGCCAUGGAUGAGUAUGUGAGAUGUUUGAAGUCGGAGAUCAACAGUUCUUGCAUGGUCAAGCAAGAAGAUGGUGGUAGCGGCAAGGAAUGCAAGCAUUUACAAGAGUUCAGAUUUAGUGAAUCAGUGACAAAGUUUGAGCCAAUGACAUUUCUUUCUCGGGUCAAACAACUUGCUGUGGCUGUUAGCAAACCUUCUAUGCUUGAGUUGGCACUUGCUAAAAUUCGGGUGGAAGCCUUCUCUUGUUUCAGAGGACACUUGCAGGUACACCUUGAUGAACUGUGGGAGCAGAGUCCAAAGAAGAGAAAAGGUGGCAAGACUGGGUCAAUUACAACAAAAGUCAAUGGGAAUGCUCUAGUUGGAGAUCAAAACUCAACUCAGAUUCAAGGGACAAGUGCUGGUCUUAAGGAAACUUUGGGACAAAGUGACCAGGAAUCAAGAUCAAGGAAAAGAAAGCGUAACCAGUUCUUUGAAAUCAACUUCAGGAGGGAAGAUAUCGGUGAAGAUUUGCCGAACUCUCCUUCUACGAAGGAGGCUGGAAACUUGGGUUCUCCAUCGACAGCGGAUAAUCAGAGUUCUGACAUGAGAGAAAGGAAGAGGAGCAAGUAUUUAUCAUAUCCAUAUGUCAACCUGGAACAUAAAAACAAUAGGCCAGAUGAAAAGGAAAAACCCAAGAUUCCAGAAAUGGAAGUUAUGAGAGGUGUUUCAAGUGAGGAUGUUGUUGGGCUAAGUGGAGCUUCUUCUAUAUCUUCUAGCAAAAGAUUCCAAAAGCAGUGGUUCGAGAAUUUCAUCAAAGACACAAGUAUAUCAAGUAAGCCAGAGUUUCUGAGUGCAUCGGUCUCCAAUUUGUUGUCUGAGCUAUCUCGUGCUUCUGUAGAUUGUUUGUAUCAAAGCAAGAGCAAGAACUUUGCCAUAGUAGAGUGGUUCUUUUCGAGGUUCAGAAUAUCAGCGUUUCAUGACGAGUCCAUUUAUGAGAUGCAUUGCAAGAACACCACUGGGGAUAAUGCUGCUGAGAUUCAGACACCCCCUGGAAAGGUUGCUGAAGAGACAAGUCAGACUUUGCCACCUACGCAGGUGUGGAAGAAGAUGAAUGAAUCAGAAAAUUCAGCUACUACUAAUGUCGAAGUUGCUACAAAUGGCAUGGCAGCAGAUACUAACUGUUGCGUAGUCAUUCUUCCCUCAUCAGAUAAAGGGCUUGUACACAAUAAUGGAAGUGAGGAGCAAGGAACAUUUCUGGUAAGUCAGGAGAUUGACCAAAUCACCAACAUACCCGACCUAAACAGCAAUGGUGUACCAAAUUUGUUGUCUUUAAGUCCACAGGCUGUGACAAAGAUACAGGAGAAAGCAACAUUGCCAGUUGUGAAUGGAAAUGUUUCAGAAGCUGGAACAUUGUCAGAAUGUUUGCAGGGUAGAGGCCCGUUUUCUACAAGUCACCUUCCUGGAGAAGGUAAUGUGACAUGUUCCCCUACUAGCAUUUCGGAUACAAACGGUAAGUUAAUAAGUUUCGGGUCAUCCACGUGGGACCCGCCGCUCACCAGCUGUGAUACUGUCAAAGUAGAAGGUAAGCUUGUUCCUAAGAAAAGAAAGAGGGAGGAGACCCCAGUUUCAGAACAGGUUAUUUCUGCUGCUGCUGGAAUUCCUGAUUUAAAUGGGGGACUUAAUGCUGAAAAUGGGACAUCCGCAAAUCUUGGGGCGAAGAGGGGAAGAGGAAGAGGAAGAGGAAGAGGAAGAGGAGGUAAUCCAGGGAGACUAACAAAGAAAUAUGCCCCCAGCGUACCAUUUGAAAAAUACAGCAGGAAAUGGUUUAAUGGAGAACCUCCAAAAGAGCCAGAAUCACGGCCUUUGCAUAACCCUGGUGCUCCGCCACAAGUCUUCUUCACAAAGGCUGCUGAUGGUGAUAAGUCAUUCAGGAGCAGCCUAGAGAAGGGUAAUAAUCCUUUUGGCGGAACCCCUGUGAGUUCCCAGCUUCUUCCUGUUGCAGCUUCCCCAACAUCUCAUUCCAAGGGAGAGUUGAACACCACGGGAAUGCCAGCAGCACCUAAAGCUGCGGUUGCACCUCCCAUCGACGUCAUAAGGCAAAAUCUGGCGAUGAUGACAUCAAUGCUGCAGAAAUCGGGAGAUGGUCUUUCACCUGAGAUGAGGAGCAAGUUGGAGAGUGAGAUAAACUCUCUUAUGAAGAAAGUCAGCUCCAUGCCCAAAUCUUCCUCCUCCACCUCCUCUUAAACGAGAAUGAUGUAGAAAUGCAGAUCCAACCGAUUCUGUAUGUAACCUCGUUUAGGCUGUUCAUUAGGUAGGAACAAUAAGCUCUCUCUAGGCAGUUUUCAGUAUGUAAUGAGGAUUGAGAGGAAGCUGGCUUAGUUUUACUCUCUAUGCUCUGUUGUUUUCUCCUCGCUAAGAGGAUGGUUUUAGAGCAAUGAACAAGUGAUGAGCAUUUAUGAUGUUAGUCAUCUUAUAAUCUUAUGCCCCUGCUGAACUUUGUUUUCAUUUUUGGCUGAGUUUUUCUAUGAUCCUUCCUAUCAUGGGCGUUCAUUGUAUGAAAUAAACCGCGCACUCAAAUCGUAAAGUAAAA
Messenger RNA from Linum tenue, 3814 nucleotides. The record is from the annotation of a GenBank genome assembly. Lineage: Eukaryota; Viridiplantae; Streptophyta; Magnoliopsida; Malpighiales; Linaceae.